CAUUGUACGAUUGGCAAGAAGAAGGAAUGAACGUAAAAAUAAAGAAAUUAAUAAAAAACCAAAGUCAAGAACCGCGCAAGCGAAGCACCGAUAAAACUAUGAAAGGGAGAGCAGGAAAUGUGUGGAUCGCUUCAAUAGCAAGUGUGCACGACCAGACAUGCAUACCAAACAAAUUCUUGCAUGAAUUCUUAAUACAAAUGCAAUACAGUAAACCCCUGUCCGCAAUACUGCUCGGUAGUCUCCUGUUAAUGGGCCUGGCCAUGGCCCAGGAGGAUCGCUCCUCGGAUGCCCCCCAUGUGCGGCACAAGCGUGGAAUCUUCUGGGACUUUUUCCAAAAAAUGGUCAUUACCAAGAACCUGAUAGUGGAUCAAUAUACGGACACCAGGAACACCCUGAAUGAUAUAUACAACACCGUCAACGAGCAGUUCAGCGAUCCGGGCCCGGCGAAGCCCACCAGUCGUCCACGCAGCACAACCGAGAAGGCGUCCGUCAGUGGGGAGGACAGCGGAAGUGGGAGCAGCAGCAGCGAUGAGCCCACGACCACAGACGCAUACAGGAUAUCCCGCUACGAGCUGGGCCGCAUCCUUGGCCGCAACUUCCGGGGCUUGCAGCGCCUGGCGAUGAGCGAGUUUGGAGAGGCCCUCAAUGCCACCAAGUACAAUCUGAAGGAGUACAAGUCCGAGGCGGAUCAGCAAUUCGCCAACAGCCUGGCUGUCGAGAAGAAGAACAAACUGAAGAGUCUCAAGGGCUGACACUUGUAGGAUACCACCAACUCCCAACCAGUGCCUGAUAGUAGUUGUCUCUGUGAUAGGCUUCCUGCAUUACUACAUAUACAUAUAUGAUAUCUAUUCUUUUUUUUUGUUUUAUUCUUGUUAUUUAUUUGCCAGUCUCCCUGUUUGGCUAUGGAAUAAAGUGGGGAAUGCGGAUGGGUGGGAAGUUUGAAUGUCCCCAAACGCAUGCGGAAUAGUGUCUACGACUAUUUUUGCGUCAAAUUAAAAA
Molecule: messenger RNA, 999 nt
Organism: Drosophila miranda
Lineage: Eukaryota; Metazoa; Arthropoda; Insecta; Diptera; Drosophilidae
Exons: 6
Coding region: 27-752 (241 amino acids)
Source: RefSeq, a predicted model, not a curated record